Molecule: messenger RNA, 2898 nt
Organism: Tympanuchus pallidicinctus (lesser prairie-chicken)
Lineage: Eukaryota; Metazoa; Chordata; Aves; Galliformes; Phasianidae
Gene: WTAP
Product: WT1 associated protein
Exons: 7
Coding region: 122-694 (190 amino acids)
Biological process (GO): regulation of alternative mRNA splicing, via spliceosome
Cellular component (GO): nucleus
Source: RefSeq, a predicted model, not a curated record
GCAGGGCACGGCUGCGGGCGCGGGCGGCGGCGUUCGGCCCUCCAUGUGACGGGUGCGGCCCAGGCAAUCGAGCGCGCUGCCGAGAGAGCGGGCCUCCGCACCGCCGGCGGGAGAGUUCACAAUGACGAAUGAAGAACCUCUCCCAAAGAAGGUUCGUCUUAGUGAAGCAGAUUUUAAAGUUUUGCCUAGAGAUGAACUUAUCCUAAGGUGGAAACAGUAUGAAGCGUACGUGCAAGCUUUGGAGGGCAAGUACACAGACCUUAAUUCUAAUGAUGUGACGGGAUUGAGAGAAUCUGAAGAGAAACUGAAACAGCAACAGCAAGAAUCUGCCCGAAGAGAAAAUAUUCUGGUCAUGAGGCUGGCAACUAAAGAACAGGAGAUGCAAGAGUGUACUAAUCAGAUUCAGUACCUCAAGCAAGUCCAGCAGCCUAGUGUUGCCCAACUGCGAUCAACAAUGGUGGACCCAGCCAUCAACUUGUUUUUCCUAAAAAUGAAAGGUGAACUGGAACAGACUAAAGACAAACUGGAACAAGCCCAAAAUGAACUGAGUGCCUGGAAAUUUACGCCUGAUAGCUUUUUUCUCCCCCUUUGCUUCAGAGGCCUGACGGCGUCGGACUAUUCUGAAGAAAUUGCCAUCUCCGAAAAAAAAAUAUUUUCUAGAACACGUAGACAUUUGCAAAAUUGUUCUAUUUGAAGAAAAUAGAGGGAAAAACAGAAGUCUUAAGUCUGUGGCACACUGUGUCUACAGACAGUUUGGAGGAAAGAACCUAGAGAUUAUAAAUCAUGAAUUGAACAUGCAAAAUUCCCGUAAAAUGUAGAAGUGGAAUAUGCUUCGCUCUUAACCUUGAGCCUAGUGACUUAGAGACACUAAGUCAGUUUUCCAAUAAGACUGUGGACUUCCUGCUUGUUCACUGAACUGCUGGGUCAAAACUCGAUGAGGUGAAUUUUGCAUUAAAGAGUUUACUUGCUAACCACUUUUGAAUAGCCACGAGAGUGCUAUUUGAUAUCACGUCAGUGGUAGUGUACACAUUUGACUGUUAAGCAUUCGGGCUCUGUAACACCUGACGGAGCCUUAAGUCAAUGUUGCUAAAUAAUGAACUGUUCUGGAUGGUUGGUAAUGCUGUGGACGCCUCAAAAUUAGGACUGUACAAGAGCGUACAUUCAAUCUAAUUGCAAGCUUAAAGUUGUCGGAAGCACUAUAUAUUUGAUCACAACUAGCAUGUAUAAGAAAAACUAGUUGUGAUAAGUAUUCCGCUGCAUGUUUUCAUGCAGAAGUGAGAUUUUUUUGAUCUUCUAUAUUAACUGAUCUCAAAUGCUCUAUGCGGAAGGCACACAAUGACAGCUGUCUUCAGUGUUGGUGGGGUGUUUUUAUUCCUUUGUACACCUGUUUUUUUUGUAUUGCACUUCUAUAUAAAAUGUGCCUUGAAAUAGUUGUAAUAUAUAGUUCAAGGAACACUAUUGGUUAUAUUGUUGUACUGUGAAACUCCUGGGAUGAACGAGAAUCAAACAGGUUGUUGUUUCUGCAUUGUCUCGUUCUCUGAAUUUAAAAAAAAAAAAAAUAAUUAACAAAGCACAAGAAGUUAAAUGCAUGCAUUUUCCUUGGUGGAAUCAGUGAAGGAACCUUUGCUACUCUAUUGAUGCCUCUGUUCUGUUGUCCCCAAGCAACAAGGGACAGCUGGGAGUGCAGAUCUGAGGUGUGUAAACUGAAAUGCAGAUUUGAUGCAGCAUUUGUAUAUUUAUUUUUUAUCUUGGCAAACUGAGCUCUAGUACAGUAAGUUUUUGAUUUUUCAAAUCAAUUGGGUGACACUUUAUGACUGUCUGAUUCUAGUAAAUGCAGUUUUAAGUUAAAAAGAGAUUCAGCUGUCACAGAAGGUGAUGUAUUCUCUUUCAAUGAUUUUAACUAAGGUAAUGUUACAUAUUUUUAACUUAAAAGUAUCACCUGUGCUUUAGAUGGAUUAAUAUGGGAUUGAAGAUUAGUGUACUUAUGCAGAUUUAUUUUUUUGCAUGAGUAAUGAUUUAACAGCAAAGAAAAACAUCUAGAAAAACUUUUAAGUGAUUCAUCUGGGAUUAUUUUGCUAUAGCAGAGUCUAAGAUUUUAAUGAUCUAGCAUCAAAACAGAGGUAAGACUUGCAUUAAUAAACUGUUAAUGUGUUGCCAAGGCAUUUGUAAAGCUUACUAUGUGUUGAUAGAGACAUGCCGUGUAGAUUGCUUGUUUUAUGUGGAGUUCAGAAAUGAUUUAAAUGCCGUUAAGCACAGGUUGGUUGGUUUCCUCUAGUUCUCAGACUCUUAAAUGAGACACCAGUAACUAUUACCAGUUUCCUUCAAGCAAAAGUAUCAAAUUUUUGUCACUUCUGUAGCUACGUUGUGCUUUAAUGUGCAUCAUCCAAUUUUAAAUCACAGUGGUGUGAAUGUGCAUACUUAAAUAAGCAGUAGUUGGAGUAGAGAAGAUUUAGAUUUAUUUCCUGGUAUAGAAUUGAAGCUAUUUUCAUAACUGCUCAUAAUUUUUUAAGAAAUAUUUCUGAAAGGGCAAAGAAAUGGUUAAUCAUGUAAACCAUUCAUAGAAUUUUUAAUUCUUUGCCCUUCUUCCCCCUCUUGGUUUUAAUUGCCCUUCCUUGUACGCAACCACUUAUUUCAUGAUAUCUGACCUAGUAUCUGAAAGAGCUGAUGCUUCUAUUCACAUCACCAGCUUUGUGUGUUCUUGAAGUAAUAUGUUGAUUGCAACAUUAAGCAGUAUUAGUUCUGGACCUUAACCAAAGAUAAGAGGUGCACAGUGUAAUCCUUACUAAUGCCUAGAGAGAGAAAUAGAAGGGCAUAUAAUUGAGGGGAUGGCUUUGUUAAGCUGUUUGAACCAUCAUUAUGCAUACAAUGUACAUUUGAAUUAAAAAUCAGUAAUAUCAA